UUUUACGCAGAGGCAUUCCGUGCAUUCUCAUUGUGUUUUUUCGUGGCUUCUGACAGUGAGUAGCCUAAACUAAGGCCGCCUGUGUGUACACGAAGGGGCGCAAUGGCCCCUGGUAAUUUGGCGGUUCAAGCCAAAUACACCUCGGCCUGGAACAGAUUCAAUUAAAUAGUCAAAAAGUUGUUGCCACCACGGGCUGCACGCGCUGGAGCGAUGUUUGACAUUCCAACCUACGCCAUAUGCUAAAUUUGUUUGCUUGUUGACUCGCGCGUUUUCAAUUAAAAGCACACACCUACACUCCGGCAUUUCCGCGAAUCCCAUGUGAUCGUCUAGCUCUUGUGACAAAAUGUUAUUUAGCAAGGGGCGCGUUAACAUUUCUUACGAGCAGAGUUAAUUGAGGGUGAAGUUUUAGCGGUGCGAAAAUUAAAUCACACCGCUCUUAGAUGACACGACGGAUUGAUAUAAACAGUAGGAGAGCGAAGUGGCGUAGAGAAGAUCUCAAGCUAACAGACCUAGGGAGUAGGGGUAACGGGCCGUUUCUCGGAGAAGAGUAAAAGAUAUUUUCGCUCCAAGCCCGUCAGUUAGUCCAACAACUCUGGCAGUGCUAUAGGUGUAGACGCGAGUGGGGCCAUCAACAUCAUGGCUACAUUCAAAUGUGUAAAAACGAAAAAGGAACGGUGGUUGCUAACUCGAAAAACAUGGCGCUACAUGGCCGAUGCAGGUCGAAAACUGAUUCCGGAAGGUGCUACCAACAGGGCCGAGGACCUGCCGGCCAUCGAGGCCAACUUCCAGGAGGUAUGCAAGAAAGAAAAGCGGUUCCUGCUGUGGCGCAAGAGCUCUUACCCGAGUGCCCUGAAGCCCUCGCGGAGUCAGCGGGCGGCGGCCAGGGGCGGAAAGGUGGGUGCCAAGGAUCGAGCGGGCUCGACCACGGAACUAGAGUUAGGCAUCCUGACCGCGCGUCUCCGGGGUGCGAGGAACAGUCUGCCAGGUGACUCUCUGGAAGAGGAAAUCAACGAGUGGGAAGAUGUCGAGACGCCGCGCUUGGCCGCCAAGGUCGACAAGGGUGACAAAGGCGACAAGGCCGACAAGAAGCCACCUUUUUGGAACCGGCCCAAAAGCCAAAAGGCCAAGGGCUCGUCGGAGAGUAUGCAGGCGUUAACCGCUGGACAGGAUAGCGGCGGAACGGAAUUUGCACCCUACAAAAAAUCGGUUCUGCAGGAGAGCCAGGCCGGCGCGAUUGGUGCCGGAAGAAAAAUCAGGUACGGCGCUGGUAGCCUGCCUGACAACAGCAGCCCUGACCGUGAAUGUGUGCGGCUUAGGCACGUGGAGAGAGACGACAGGGACAUUCGGACUGAAGGUGUUAGAGAAUCGUGGUUCAAGGGUGCCAUUCGAAGAAGUGAGACCGCCAUCCACGACUUUCAACAGACGGCGGCCUCUAGAUUUUCCAAACCGCGGAACGUCGACAGGUCGAAUUCCGUGGACGAAACUAACUUAGAGACUUUAAUCAGUGACGACGAUGGCGACGCUUACGAAAGUGGUCAAGUUCAGUCGAGCCACUCGAGAAAUUACGAACUUAGGCAGAACAUGACCCUUCCAGGUCUAUCCCUGUCGCGGCCCGGAAAUUAUCCGUCGGCAGGGCAGGUGCAGUCGAAAGAGCGGAUGACUAGGCGGACGUCCAAAAGCGACUUUUUUAGUUUUCAGUCGCAUCUGACCAACUGGAGAAACAGCCCUUCGGAUGAAAGCAAACCCUACGUGCCUUCGACUUCGAGUGUGAGCAAAGGCAGUGGAUACCACCACAGCUCGGACGGCGGCGCUUUGAGUCCCAAGUCUUUUGCCGACCUACGCCCAACACCUUCUUCGACCUCUUCCAGAGACACGCAGACGUACGAGUCGUUAAGGUACUCGUACAAACCCUCCGAUCUGAAACCCACCUUCAAGGACAAAAGAGUCACCGCGACCGCAGAGGGAGAUAAAAAGGCUGAGAGAGUGCCGGAGGCCGGCGCCAAAAUUUGUGAUCAAGGAGUGCAAACUCUAGCAAUUAGUGACGCGAUAAUGGCCGUCAUAGAUCUCAAAGUAAUUAACGAAAUUAAAGAGGUGGCUCCUGAGUCAGGUACGCAGUCUCCCGUGCCGCAGGAGACGCCGCCGAAAAACACUUCGCAGACCUCCACGCCGCGAAGGGCGAGCGUCGACCGCGGCAACACGGUCGACGACUGCAGCCCGUCCGUCGGCGACAAACUAAUGCGCUACCUGAAAAUGGCGCGCAAAAAGAAUGCGAAUGAUAAGCCGGACCGGUUUAAAACCGUCAACUACGACCGCAAUCUGAGGUUCAUCAAGGCGAAAGGUCCGAUACAGGACGAAAACGAGAAGUGGGUGCAGACGAACGAGAGUUGGCUCAGCAUGCCGGAUGAUCCGAAUUUAUUCGACGAGUCGGCAGUUUUCAGUUCCGACUCGUCGGAUUUGGGCUUUUCAAGCAGGGACAGUUUUGACGCAGGCGAGAUGUCACAGGGUCAGAGUUUUCUGUCACAACUUUUCAGCGGUCUGCAGCACGCAGCAGCAAUGCAGAAGUCCAAGUCCUCAUCUCACGUCGGCCACCAUGGAUCGAGAUUAAUGGCCAAGAAAAUAUGGAGAACGCGAUCAAAGAGCCAGAGUAGGGCCACCCCGUCCUCUACGUCAUUGUGGACACCACAGGGCCAGUGCAGAUGGACAAGCGUAACUGGAAAAACUGUGAUUCUCCCAGGAAGUUCCCUUCUCCAAUUAACAGACAUCGAAAGGAUCGUCUUGCAACAGGUCGCUCUUGCCAAGUUGCAGCAGCUCAAUUUGGGCGUCAACAUUCGCGUUCCCCCAGAUGAAAGUACGACCCCCGCUGCCAAGCCGAAAAGGAGGCCGUAUCUUUUGAAGAGGAAGGCUUUGACGACUGGCUUUUUUGACACUGGCAGGAAAGAUGAAAAUAAAGAAAAAGAUGGUGCCAAUUUGGUGUUUGGCAUUCCCCUGGUGCAGUGCAUCGCCAACGACCGGCUCAGCGAGGGCAGGACCGAGCUGCGGAGGCGGUCGCACCACGGCAGCAGAACCAGUUGCUCCUCGCUGGCCGAGGCGGCCAAGCCUGAGAAGGGCGGUUCCUGUGAAUCAUUACCCGCCGGUCUGCUCGAAGUUGCCGCCGACGAGGAGCCAAUCUCGCCUUCUGUGCCGCACCUAGUCUCAACCUGUUGCAACCACAUAUCAAAGUACGGUCUCAACACCUUGGGCAUUUUCCGUGUGAGCAGUUCAAAAAAGCGCGUGCGACAGCUGAGAGACGACUUUGACAGCGGCAGGGACGUCGAGAUGCCACCCGACCUGUGCCCGCACGACGCUGCAACGCUCCUCAAGGAGUUUUUCCGCGACUUGCCGGACCCGUUGAUGAGCAGAGAACUUUACCCCGCCUUUAUUCAAACCCAACGAAUAAGAAAUCGUCGUUUGCAGUUGGAGGCGUUGUGCCACUUAGUGCAGCUUCUGCCCGCCGUCAAUAGGGAUACUCUAGCCACGCUUUUGGCUUUCCUAAACAACGUUUCACAAAACGCGACGGAUAGAAGAAGCGAUGCUGGCGAGGUCGUGCCUGGCAACAAAAUGGACAGCACAAAUUUGGCCACCUUGUUCGCACCGAAUAUUCUGCACUGUUUCAAGCCGGGCGCGAAGGAGGUUGACAAACCAGAAGAGCGGUCGGACGCCAUCAACGUGACGAGAUCUCUAAUUGAUCACUACGCAGAGGUGUUUGAAGUGUCCGCCGAGCUGCUGGACGAGAUGUACGUUCACAUGAUGGACAGUCACCCAGACACCCUGGACCAGCUACUUAGGAAGCUCUGCUACGGCAGCGACGAUUUGGCUGACGAUGGGGACAACAGCGUGUUCGAGGGUAGUGAAGGUGGUUCUUCAGUACCGCGAACCCCCACGGAUGGAACUCUUACUCCAGUCUCCAACACAGCAGACGAGCCUCAGAGGAGCUGGGCUGACUCACCUAAAAAAGUUUGGACGCGCGAAGAGUUCCUUCACGAAACAGCCGGCAUGGGAGGACCAGAUGUAGGAAAUAGUCAUAGAGCGAGAGAACGAUCCAAAAAGCGGGGCAAGGAGGAAGAAACGCCCACACGCUGGUUCCAAGGCUCUCGGAAGCGCGAGAAAAGUUCGUCGGAAGAAGGUCGGCGGCGACGGUCGGGCGGCAGCGAGCCGACCACCCCCAUUUCCAGCCCGCCAACCCUCAGCUUUCCUUCGUCGCGCUCUCCGUCCUUGGACACGUCGGGGGUGAUCACUGCCAGCCUCAAGAUCCCGUUCAGUUUGGACGAUAUUCCGUACAUUGAGGACGAGAGGACCACAAGAAGCAGACCAAGUACAGAUUCGGCCAUCGGAUCUACCCUUAGCCCUGUUUCAGGGGCGAGCUCCCCUUCGGAUGAAGGAAUAACAGGGCGAAUCCUCAUCCCAACAAAGAUUUCCAUAGAACCUAAGGACAAAGAAGAUGGAGGCAAAACCAAGUUGAUGACAUCUUCAGAGUCCAAGGUGCAAGUCGUGACCUCUGGGUCAAAGGUCACGACCACCAUGCACACAGUGUUGCGCAAGAUCGAACGCACGCCGUCAGGCAAGGAAGAAAAGAAGAAGUACACGCGGCGGCGCUACUCGGACACAAGGCACCAGACCACGAAUUUCCCGGACGUUGAGGUCCUGGAAAGCGCGGCCGCGGCAGACUCGAAUCGGGCCUCGCAGAAAUGGAAGCGGCGCGAGCUCAUCGCCAGUGACCCCAAGGAACACGAGACAUUCGUUUAAUUGCACUGCGCAAGCGGCUUAUCUUGCCGCCGGAAAAGAAGGGUGAAUGUCGGUUUAUUCGAGUGAGAAAGUGCACAUUAUUUUUUUAUAUUUACGAAGAGUGCUACAGCAGCGCGCCGUAACUGGACACGCGGUGAUUUUUUGGUGAUCUGUUUCGUGAUAUUCAUUGAAUCUGUCGACGUCAAUCAAAUGGAAAUCUUAUCUCAACUGAAUGUGCAAAAAUUGAAUUAAAUUAAAAAUCAAUGCUUACAGA
This is a messenger RNA of Cloeon dipterum, 5035 nucleotides long. RefSeq names its product Rho GTPase activating protein at 102A (gene RhoGAP102A). NCBI's taxonomy places the organism in Eukaryota, Metazoa, Arthropoda, Insecta, Ephemeroptera, Baetidae. Bases 637 to 4782 code for a protein of 1381 amino acids. Gene Ontology annotation, biological process: signal transduction. The record is from RefSeq and is a predicted model, not a curated record. The transcript has 14 exons.